AGACUACAUUUGCCGUCCACAAACAUCUCCAUUGACCCUUUUUUCUGACUUCUGAAUUUCGUUUUGGGACUUGAUAUUUAGUGCUGCUCCACUACAAUGAGAGUCUGAUACCAUAAUUGCAUGAACGAACAAGGGUAGUCAUUUCUGGUUAACUGGAACCAUGGAAGAUGAUUCUUUCUCCCAUAUAAGAACUCGAUACAUGCGCUUGAUCAAGUUUUAUCAAUCAAUAGGACAAGAAAAGCCGGUUAUCCCUCCAAUCUCCGGUUCCAGGCCGGAAGAUACACCUAAGGGGGAGCGGGCUAUCCGGGUCAUUGCCACUAGGCCCGAAGAUGAGCUUAUGGAGAUGGCUAUCAGGACCCUCUUUGUCAGGCCCGAAGACAGACUUAAGCAUAGGCGAUCAUCUGUUGCCCGUGAUGAUAAUAUCCAGAAACGCUUGAAAUCUGUCAUUCAAGAUGCCCGGCAAGGCUGGACGUACGCAAUCUUCUGGCGAGUUUCUGAAGCUUUGGACCCCAUGAAUCCUCUACUGUUAAGCUGGUGUGAUGGGUACUUCUCUGAAGAAGCUGGACAGAUUACUAAUUUUCGAGCAAUGCCUCCGCCGUGUGUGGGGGAGCUAGAGCACAGGAAAAGUGUCUUCCGGCAGAUCACCUCUUUGUUGUGUGAGGGAGUUGCAGAGCCGGAAGAAGAGGUGACUGAUUCGCUGUGGUUUUUCCUCGUUUCUGCGACUCAGUUUUUUGUUGGUGGAGCUGGGCUCCCGGGCCGGGCCUUCGAGACGUCUACUGCAAUUUGGGUUACUGGCACUCAGAAGCUGGCGGGCUUGGAUUGUACGCAUGCAGAUGAGGCCCGGAAAUAUGGGAUCCAGACUUUGGUUAAUACACCUGUGGAAGACGGCGUCGUAGAGCUGGGAUCCACCAUCCACGUCCUUGAUUCUUCCCACGUCUGACCUUAAUCUGUCAGAUAGGGUGAAAAGAUUGUUCAAGUCUAGGAACAAUACUAGUAAUAUUGAGCAAACGCGGUUCAGAAAUCCUUUACAAAUUAAAUAUACGGUCAAGUGCACUGCUGCUGCUUUCUCGGGUUUGCAAGCCUGGAGAUUUC
Coffea arabica (coffee) is the source of this 1092-nucleotide messenger RNA. NCBI's taxonomy places the organism in Eukaryota, Viridiplantae, Streptophyta, Magnoliopsida, Gentianales, Rubiaceae. The record is from RefSeq and is a predicted model, not a curated record.